Molecule: messenger RNA, 1017 nt
Organism: Durusdinium trenchii
Lineage: Eukaryota; Dinophyceae; Suessiales; Symbiodiniaceae
Source: the annotation of a GenBank genome assembly
AUGAUCCUUCUUCUUCACGUUCAUGUGCAGGACAAGGGUUGCGUGCCGUACAAGUUUCCGGUGGCGAUCACCGUGAUUCACAUGAUCUUUUCCUGGAUGCUGUGCCGUUUCUACAUUUUCCAUGUGCGAGGUGAUGAGAAGGCUGUCUUAAGCUGUCAGCAGCAGCUUCAAGAGAUCAUGCCCCUAUCAAUCUGCUUCGCGCUGUCAGUGGCCAUGGGAAAUCUGUCCUUGAAAUACAUUUAUCCGUCUUUCAAUCAGAUGCUUGGCUCCAUGUCUCCGCUCAUCACGGUGUUGUUGGCCGUGUUCUUCCAGCAGAAGCGCUUCUCAAUGAAGACCUGGCUUUCGAUGCCGGUGAUCUGUAUGGGUUUGGCCAUGUGCAGUGUAAAGGAGUUGAACUUCAACGUUCUUGGCGCGUUCUAUGCCACGGGCGCCACGGUCUUGCGUGCCGUGAAGAGUUUGAUCCAAGGGAGGCCGCAAAGCGUCGCCGCGGAGCGUCGCCGCGGAGCGUCGCCGCGGAAGAAGUGGAGGGGAGGGGCGCUCCAUGUGCCGGAGUAUUAUAUGGCGCCGAUCUCUGCCAUUUGGCUCUUUCUGCUCAUGCUCUUGAUGGAGGGCACGGAGCCCAUCGUGCUACUUCUGGCCUCCUGGACUGCGGAGAUCCUUGGAGUUCUCGCCGCUCGAGGCUUCGAUGUUGGUGGGGGGGGGCAACUAAGGGUGGGCACGUCCGUGACGGGCAUUGGCACUGUGAUGUAUUUGCUGGUGCUCUCAGGUCUGAAUGCAUGUCUACUGAACAUUGCCAACUUUCUCGUCACCUCCUACACGAGCCCCGUCACGUUACAGGUCCUCGGCAACGUGAAGAGCUGUUUGUCCAUCGCUGUGUCUGUGGCCAUCUUCAGGAACAGCCUGACAUUUGAACAAGCCGUUGGUGUCGGCACAUGCCUGGUGGGCGUUUGGCUAUACAACCAGAAAGAGCCCAAGGCGCGGAAGGUGCAUUUUUGUCUGUUGCGGGGCGGGGGGUAG